This is a messenger RNA of Pygocentrus nattereri (red-bellied piranha), 2584 nucleotides long. It is a transcript of the gene bhlhe22, whose product is annotated as basic helix-loop-helix family, member e22. Bases 234 to 1082 code for a protein of 282 amino acids. The transcript has a single exon. Lineage: Eukaryota; Metazoa; Chordata; Actinopteri; Characiformes; Serrasalmidae. The record is from RefSeq and is a predicted model, not a curated record. Gene Ontology annotation, molecular function: protein dimerization activity.
CGUCUCUACUGCUGCUGCUGAUGAUGAUGGAGGAGGUGAUGGGAGCGCUUUAGGAGGAGCUGCGCCUCCAGCCCUUCACUCUGCCAACGACGACCAGCGUGCGCUUCGCAUGAGCGAGACGUGAAGUAGCGCGAGGCUCGAGUCUCGGUUCCUCGGUUCCUUUCCCCCCUUUCCUCCUCUUUUUCCUCUUCUCCUUUCCCCAUAAAGACCACCCACGACUGUCUGGAGCCCCCAUGGAGAGCAGGAUGAGCUCCGGAGAGCUGUUCCCCAAGACCCUGAGCGCAGUGUCCAGCAGGAAGAUGGACCCUUACCGCGUGGCACCGGGAGUCGAGCCCCUGUCGUCCAGCUGCUAUGAAACAGGCGAGCCCGAUCCGGCUAGAGGAGGCGGCGGAGGAGGCGGAAGAGGAGGAGGUGGCGGACCUUUGGGCUUACCGACCGGCUCCUUGUGCGCGCGCUACGGAGAUGGCAGCGCGAGCCGGACGCCGGCCGCCGAAAGCAGCGGGGGCGAGCAAAGUCCGGACGACGACAGCGACGGCCGCUGCGACCUGAUGUCCCGCGCGCCCUCGUGCGCCUCCUCCGCUAUCGCCGCUUCGUCCGGCGCGCAGACCAAGACGGCCGAAGGGGGCAAGAAGAACCGCGAGCAGAAGAUGCUGCGCCUGAACAUCAACGCGCGCGAGCGGCGGCGCAUGCACGACUUGAACGACGCGCUGGACGAGCUGCGCGCGGUCAUCCCGUACGCGCACAGCCCGUCCGUGCGCAAGCUCUCCAAGAUCGCCACGCUGCUGCUCGCCAAGAACUACAUCCUCAUGCAGGCGCAGGCGCUGGAGGAGAUGAGGAGGCUCGUGGCGUACCUUAACCAGGGCCAGCCCAUGCCGGCCGCCCCUCUGCCUCCAUCCGCUGCGGCCGCGGCGGCAGCCGCCGCAGCUGCCCUCGCUCCGGGCCUGGGAUACGACCAGCCUCCGGCGUACCCCUUCCCUUCCGGAGCCGCGGCCGCUGCCGCCGCCGCCGCCUCGUCCUGCCCCGACAAGUGUGCCCUCUUCAACACGUCCAGCCUGUGCAAACAGUGCACGGACAAGCCUUAAAAAUAGCCCCACGGACGGAGCGGCUAGCGCCUGACUCGAGUUUGCAAGCGUGUGGCUGCAACUCCUUACUCUCAGAUCUUACCAGUCGGCUGCAAUUUCCAGUGCUAUGAAUGGAAGUCAAUGGAAGUGGGAAAGAAUGCUAAUGAAACUUUUUUCCGAAUGAUUCCAUUCCUAGCAGUUUUUUCUCUCUCUCUUGGUUCGGUGUAUAUAAAGAAGCCUGUAAGUGCUGGUGAGAGUGAGUCUAAGACCAAAUGAAGUCUAUGAAUGCUGAGAAAUGGACUAUAUGGCGAAUCUAUAUGGACCCUUACAGACUGACAGCCAUUGACCUGGCAACAUGCAAACCAUAUCCUUUGCCACACUUUGUUUUUGGCACACAUUCUAGCUGCUGUUUCUAUUGAAGUGGAUGUGGCAAAUGGACUUUUCAAUGACCAUUGUCACAGAAGCUAGUCGUCUGAAUGCACUGAGAGUAGAAGGUGGAAAAGUUCACUUUGCUUUGGAGUCAUUUUAAGGUCUGUGAAUGGAGUUCAUUUGGUCUACAUGCGAGAUUUCAUUCUGCACAGUCUUUGCUGUAAAUUUUAGCCUUAUUUGAUUUGAUUUAUUUUGAUUUGUGUUUAAAUUUAUCAUUGUUAUUUUAAUCCCCAGUCAGGCUGUGGAUGAGGUUUCUGCUUUUUUAGCUUGUUGUCAGGUCAAGAUGGUGAGCAGUGUAGAUACAUUCGUUCCAGUUUGAGUGCAGAGGGCCAUUUGUAUAUUGUUGAUGUACUGGACAAAGCUUUAUUAAAAUAUUUUGAUCAAGCUUACAACCUUCGCCUGGUCGUGUGCUGAGUUUGGAGGGACUCGAGGCGGUUGGGUGAGCUGUGAUGAAGAAUUUGUUGCCUUUAGAAAGUCUUUGACAAAGAUGCUGAACGAUUUAACACACUUGGUCUUCAAGUCACUGGGUUAUUACCUUUAUUUUAAGGCUUCCUUCUGUCCUCAGAGAGACAACAUCUCUGGUCCGUGCCUUAAAACGGACACUGAGAAGUUCCAUUUUAUGGAUUAUAAUAAUACAGUCAUAAUCCAGUAGAUCAUAAUCCAGUCACAAUCUUCUGAAUCAGAACGACACUGAGAGCUCCAGAAAAAGGAGGAAGGCCACUGGUGCUCGCGGUGGGCAGCGGCGUGAGAGUGCUGUGGUUUUACGCAGCGAGGCGACCCCUGAUUACGGCGCUCGAGACAAUUUCCAUGACGGUGUGUAACGUGUUCAUUUGAAAACAACCGUGUUCGAAACCUGAGGACUGCCGUGCGCGCGCAGCCUUAAUGAAAUACGUCGUUAAGGCAAUUAAACCUUGCGGAUGUGAUUAAGGAAGAUAAUUACGAGGCUGUUCAUGGCUGUAAUUGGGGCUCUUUAAUCACCUUUGCAUUGUUCUGUCUCUGCUGUCCAUCAAUGGAACUGAAGCAGAAAGAUCUGAACUUACACAUGAUCUCAAAAAAAAAAACGAAAAAAAAACCCCGAAAUAUUCCUGUAUUAU